Zea mays is the source of this 1508-nucleotide messenger RNA. RefSeq lists its product as uncharacterized. The coding region runs from base 44 to 985 and encodes 313 amino acids. The transcript has a single exon. The record is from RefSeq and is marked predicted. NCBI's taxonomy places the organism in Eukaryota, Viridiplantae, Streptophyta, Magnoliopsida, Poales, Poaceae.
GUAUACGGCAUCCCCGCCUCUGCCACCACCGGUCCAGUCCCUGAUGGACACGCCGCCGCCCUCUCUGCCGCCGUCCGCCCUCCUCUGGCCGGACCUCCUCGCGGGCGCGGCGUCCUCCACCUGCCGCCUCGUCGCCGCGCAUUCCCGUCACUUCCUGGCCCUAUCCUCUCUCCUCCUUCUCCCGCUCGCCCUCCUCCUACUCGCCCUCCCCUGCCCGUUGUUCUCUGCCUCCGCCUCCUCCGCCGCCUCCCCUCCCGUGCAUCUCCGGGUCCCGCAGGAUCCGUCGAGGUACCCACUACCCAUCCCGCUGCCGCUGCUCGCCCUUGCCGCGGCGCUCCUUUACCUCGCCGCCUUCGCCGCCGCCGCGGCCAGCGCGCACGCAGGGUUCUUCGGUCGCCCCGUCCGGCUCCUCGCCUCGCUCCGCUCAGUGCCAGCCUCACUCCUCCGCCUCAUCCUGACCGCCAUCCUGGCCUCCCCGCUCGCACUCCUUCCGCUCCUCCCGCUCCCCGCUGCGCUCGGCGCCGCGCUGCUCGUCCUCGGCUUCAUCCUUUUGUCCCCGUUCUGGUCCCUCGCUGGCGCCGCUGCCGUGGUCGAAUCGGCCACAGGCUUCACGCCGCUCCGGCGGAGCUGCCAGCUCCUCUCUACCGCCCGCCUCGCAGCGCUCUCCUCGUUCCUGGUAUUCGCCGCCGGGAUUGGGGUCACGCUCUGGGGCUUCGGCGGUGUGGCUGCCGAGAGGUACGACGCUGGGGCUGGGUGGGCUGGGAUGGCGCCUGUGGUGGUCAAGGCGGUGGCUGGCACAGCGCUGCUGGCCGUGAUGAUGCUGUACGGGAUGGUGGCCAACGUUGUGCUCUACAUGCACUGCCGCGCGAUGCACGGAGAGCUCACAGGGGAGAUCUACAAUGAGUUCGCCAACAUGUAUGUCUUCCUGCCCUAUGACGAUGGAAAAGAUCGCCAUGUUGUCUCAGUGGUCACGGUGUGGCCAUGAUUGGUUUCAGUGGAAGCAAUCAAGGUUUUGGUCUGGUGUGCGUUUCAGUUCUGUGCAUAAGUGUGUGUAAUUGUGAUGGAAUGUUCAGAACAUGUAGACUACUAUUAGUGUAAGGAAUCCAUGCGAUGGAAUGUUCAGAACAUGUAGGCUACUAUUAGUGCAAGAAAUCCAUGCUUUUGGUUUUGUACUACAAUAAAAAAAGGAUUUGAGUAUCAUAUACUCCCUCCUUUUUUAUUUGACGUUUUUAGUUCAAAAAUGAACUAUCCGGAUUCCGGCGUCAAAUAUUUAAGAAUGGAGUUAGUACCACUGAAGAUGGGAAUUGAAUGUAAACUGGGCAUCUGUUGUGUCAUAGGUUUCAUUCAGCGCUGCGGUAUUAAGAAUACAUCAGAGGUUAGAAAAGUAAUUGUCCUGCAUAUCAUAAUACUGUACUUAGGAUUGCUUACAACAAAACUUAGAAUGCAUUUGGCUCCAGUUGCAAACUGUCCUGUUGAAAUAGUAGAUAUAAGAGUAAUCAACUAAGGUG